AUGAGCUACCAGCUGCAUUUGGCGCUGCCGGACGAAGCCCGCUCGCUGCCGCCCCCGCCGCUUCUCAACUUCGGCUCCCUCUGGAUGGGCUUCAUUGGCUGGGCGUCCGCCUUGACCCACAACGGCAUACUGCGCAGGCCCAUCCUGGCCACGGGCAUCCACCGACAGCUCCUUUAUGCUUCCGUGGGAUUUUACGUUGGCCAUUAUUUGAAAAGGCGAGCCGCUUAUUACCAUGUGAAAAGGGACCGAGACAUGUUCGAGUACAUCGAGCGGCAUCCCGAGGAUUUUAAGGACAAGGAAAAGAAAACCAUGUCCGAAGUUCUGGAGAACUUCUACCCCAUUCGCUGAAGUUUUGGCAAAUGGCUACAG
Molecule: messenger RNA, 369 nt
Organism: Heteronotia binoei (common prickly gecko)
Lineage: Eukaryota; Metazoa; Chordata; Lepidosauria; Squamata; Gekkonidae
Product: NADH dehydrogenase [ubiquinone] 1 subunit C2-like
Exons: 1
Coding region: 1-348 (115 amino acids)
Biological process (GO): mitochondrial electron transport, NADH to ubiquinone
Cellular component (GO): mitochondrial inner membrane
Source: RefSeq, a predicted model, not a curated record